Messenger RNA from Ylistrum balloti, 2334 nucleotides. RefSeq lists its product as uncharacterized. The coding region runs from base 1 to 2334 and encodes 777 amino acids. The record is from RefSeq and is a predicted model, not a curated record. The transcript is spliced from 9 exons. Gene Ontology annotation, molecular function: calcium ion binding. NCBI's taxonomy places the organism in Eukaryota, Metazoa, Mollusca, Bivalvia, Pectinida, Pectinidae. Gene Ontology annotation, cellular component: plasma membrane; protein-containing complex. Gene Ontology annotation, biological process: heterophilic cell-cell adhesion; establishment or maintenance of epithelial cell apical/basal polarity.
AUGAGCCGAGGAUGGCGAGUGGUCCUGAAAGUGGGAGCAGGUGAAAGCAUCUCGCCAGCUACGAGUUUGUUUGAUCUUUGGACAUCUUCUGUCAAUCUGAAUGAUGAUGCUGCUGGCAUCGCCCAAGUCCAGGAAUCCUAUUUCGUUCCAGAUAUGCCUUCUUACAAAUCCAAGAUUGUGAAUGACUGGGCCAAAGCCAAUGUACAGAAUGUGAAAGUUGGUUUGUAUGAUAGAGAUGGACGCGAGGUUGUAGGUAUUAUAUUCAAUAGCAGUUGGUCUGAUGACAUGACUUCUUGGUUUUCUGAGGAGAACAUCGUCCAGCAAGGUCAACACUUCACUGACCUUUCUCCUGCAGUCAUCACUAACUGUAGUGCUGAAGGCCAAGCUGAUCAAGGUCAUCGCUUCAUGAUCACAUCAACAUCAUCACAAGUGUGUGACACCAUGCGUGGAUGGAUGGUGGUAAUAGAUCAAGGACGUACAGGCCAGUGUCACUGGGACUACGGAUACGAAACUCCAUUUUUUCUGUAUUCUCCAAACAAAACGAGCACAACUAUGUUGAAUGACUGUGUGGAAAACCCGUGUAAGUUUAAUGGGAAGUGUAACAAUAACUUUGGUGUGACCAGUUGUGUCUGCACUGACCAGAACUAUGGACCAACCUGUGAGACUAUAUGCCCCUGUCAGUAUGGAUCCUGUAUAGGAGAACCUGACGGAAGUGGAAACGAUCCUGGGCACUUUGAAAUCGCUGGAGAGAUACUGUCUUGUAACUGUACAGCUGGAUACACUGGGAUCCAUUGUGAUCAGGAUAUCGAUGACUGUUUGGGAGGUCCUUGUUUAAAUGGAGGUGAAUGCAUAGAUGGUGUCCAAUCAUACACUUGUGAUUGUCCAGUUGGUUACCAUGGCAAUUUGUGUGAAUUGACUAGGGACAAGGAAAUUAAUUCUCAAAGUAUCACUGGUGCCAUCAUUGCUGUGGCUGUUAUUGUCCCCCUUGUCGUCAUUGUCAUCAUCCUUGUUGUUAUUUAUGGAAUCUACAUCAAGCGUAACCCUGAUGGCUACGGCCGUGCCACCAUCUACAAACAUUCAGCCAUAGCCAGAGACUUUGUCCGACGUAGUUUUCGCAGGAUAUCAGGUCGUAGAACACGUCAGAACAAGGAUUCAGCUUCCAAGGACACAGACAAAGAUAACAAAAAAAUCAUUUCCUCUGAACAUAUCUCAUUUGAAUAUGAUAAUUCUGGAUUCAGAGACGGUGAUAUAGAUGAUGGGUUUGGUGAUGGGGAUAGUUCAAAACGAGGUUACAGUAGACAGGAUUCAGAACACAUUGACCUGACUCCUGAAGAUCAGUCGGUUAUUUCGGGAGAAUCUGUCAGAACUAAAACCCCUCCAAACAUUGUUGGAUAUAUAAAGUACCUAGACCCCCGUAUCACUGGUAGAUCUCACAGUACGAGUCCCAGACUAGAUACAGAACACCCAUAUACAGAGAGUAGUCAGGAUUCCAAUACAAGUGGCUCCCUCUAUCAGGAAAUGAACCCAGGUCUUACACCUGACUAUGGACCCGCUUAUCAACCAGAUAAUCCUACCCACAAUGAUGGUAAUUCUAUUCAACUAAAGCCAAAUGGUGCACAGCGUUCAGAGCCCAAACAAUCCAAGACAGCACCACGCAGUAAUCAUCAAAAUGAUAAACCUCCAUCUUAUGAUCGCUAUAUUGAAGAUAUCCAACAAAGAUCUGAUGAUAAAUAUAGACCAAAUGUUCAAACUAGUGAUCGAAGCAAACCUGACAUUAUACCAAAGACACCCAGUAACUCUGAUCCACGCUCUAAAGACCGUUACAAUCCAGACAGACAGCCAGUUGUAAGGUACACACCACAGUCUCGAUCUGACGAUCGCUACAAUACGGACACCCAUUCACGGCCAGAUGAUAGGUAUAACACAGACAUUCAGCCUCACACCAAUCCUGAAAUACAGCCUCGAUCUGAUGAUAGGUAUAAUAACCGACGUCCAGUAAAGUUAGACUUUAACGCUGAUGGCAGGAACAGACAUCCAGAGAGACGUACACCGACAAGAGAGGAUCACCCACAACCAGGGUAUUCUCAGCGGAAUCCGACCUCUCCUGGGUAUUCCCCAGGAAAUCCGACCUCUCCUGGGUAUUCUCAGCGGAAUCCAACCUCUCCUGGGUAUUCUCAAAGGAAUCCCUCCUCCCCUGGGUAUUCCCUUGGAAAUCCCAUCCCGGGGUAUGACCGAUCUUUUGCCCAGCAGACAAGGUCACCUUCACAAGGAUCUCCACCUCGGGACAAGGUGAUGCUGGAGGGUGAAGAACCAGUCCGUGAAAUCAACAUUUAG